Xyrichtys novacula (pearly razorfish) is the source of this 426-nucleotide messenger RNA. The record is from the annotation of a GenBank genome assembly. Lineage: Eukaryota; Metazoa; Chordata; Actinopteri; Labriformes; Labridae.
AUGUGGACCUUUUUCAAUGCUCCACCUGGGGCCAGGGAGGGUGUGGCUGUGGAUGCUAUCCUGGAGGCCGGCGAGGCUGGGGUGGAGGCCGACGGGGCUGCUGUGGAGGCCAAAGGGGCUGCUGUGGAGGACGGUGAGGCUGGGGUGGAGGCCAAUGGGGCUGCUGUGGAUGCCGCCGGGGCUGCUGUGGAAACCAGUGAGGCUGGGGUGGAGGCUGACGGGGCUGCUGUGGAGGCCGACGGGGCUGCUGUGGAGGACGGCGAGGCUGCUGUGGAGGCCGACGGGGCUGCUGUGGAUGUCGCCGGGGCUGCUGUGGAGGCCGACAGGGCUGCAGUGGAGGAUGUGGUGUCGCGAUGCAUGCAAGAUUUCAGAUGUCUCUCGAAAUCUGCUCUGCACAAAAUGGUGUUUCUGCACUUGAAACAGUAA